AUGUCGUUGCGCUUUGGAAGCCACGGAAGACAGCAUGUCGCACGAGGGAAAGAGGCGAAAAGGGCCACAAGGAAAAUUGCUUCGCUUAUAGCAGCGUACAAAACAGCACCCACAUCUAGCGGAACGUUGACGCCGGAGCAGGUCGCGCAGUUCCACAAUGACGGUUUUCUGGUGCUGGAGCGAUUUGCCAGCCCGGAAGACUGCAUACGGUUGCGUAAGCGUAUUGACACGCUUUUGCACGAUUUUGACCCCAAGACCAUUUCUAUUUUCACGACUAGAGACCAGGCCAAGAAGACGGAUAACUACUUCCUCAACAGCGCGAGCGACGUGGGCUUCUUUUUUGAAGACAAGGCGUUUGACGAAGACGGCAAGCUGCGCCAGGCCAAGGAGCUGAGCAUCAACAAAGUCGGACACGCUCUCCACGAUCUAGACCCCGUGUUUCGGGAGUUCUCACGGUCGCCGGCGGUCUGCAAUGUGCUGCGGAGCCUGGGCUACAACAGGCCGCUGCCAGUGCAAUCGAUGUACAUAUUUAAACAACCAUCCAUUGGGGGGGAAGUAGUGCCACACCAGGAUUCCACCUUUAUCCACACAACGCCGCUUAGCUGUGUCGGUCUUUGGUGGGCGCUGGAGGACGCUACCCGGGACAACGGCUGCCUCUGGGCGAUACCAGGCAUUCACAAGGAGGGCCUCAGGCGGCGCUUCCUGCUAGCGCCUGAUGGCAGCGUAUUCUUCGACAAGCCGCAGCCGGCAUACGACAUGUCAGCAUUUGUGCCCCUGGAGUGCCCUGCGGGCACGCUGGUGCUCCUGCACGGCGAGAACGUGCACUACUCGGCGGAAAACACGAGCCCCGUAUCCCGUCACUCGUACUCGAUGCACCUAGUGGAAAGCGCCAACGGCGUAGCCUGGUCAUCAGAUAACUGGUACGUGUUAGUUACCGCAAGAGCUCCUUUCAGCCGCUCCGGCUACCGCUGA
Molecule: messenger RNA, 972 nt
Organism: Volvox carteri f. nagariensis
Lineage: Eukaryota; Viridiplantae; Chlorophyta; Chlorophyceae; Chlamydomonadales; Volvocaceae
Exons: 8
Coding region: 1-972 (323 amino acids)
Source: RefSeq, a predicted model, not a curated record